GGAGGAGAAGAAGCACAGCAGCAGCGGCGGUAGCGGUUAGUGUCGCCAUUUGUGUGCAGCGCUUCAGCGACCAUGUUCACAUGAAAUUAAACCGGUAUCUCGAACUCGAUGAGCCGGUCGUGUGUUCGAUAUAUGAGCCGUUGAAUCUCGGUGUACUCCGUGCGGAUUGUCAGUCUUGUGUACUUAGUUUUGAGAGAAUAAAACCCACAGCCGCUCCGUUAGCAUCUCCGGCUAAAUCCACACAAACGGCUUCUUCCGCCAGUGGGGACGGAUUUGGAGGAAAACUUCGCGGUUCCCUUUCACGUUUUCUCUCUUGUUUUAAACCUCAAUACCGCGCGUCGUUGGUUGAUACUUCGUCAUUAAUGUUUGCUGAUUAAAUACCCGUGUUGUUAGCUCAGCUAACGUUGAGUUACACCCCUUCCUCCUCUGGCGUUAACGUGACCAGUUCGGGAGGGUCAGGUUAGCUGAUGGGAAUAAAACACUCUUCAGAGCAAACGAAGCUCGGUUAAGCUUUAAUAUUCUGUCUCCAGCCGUGUCUCUCCGUAGUGGAUACUAGGUUAACUAUUGGAUAUUGGUUUUCUGUCUACUGGGAGUUAAGCUGGCGAUACCUCGGAGCUUCAGCUGAACACAUAAUCUGCCUCCCACCCUUGUGGUGCGAGCAAACCAGACUGCCCUUGUAGCCGGAGGUUGUGGAUAGAGUCGGUCAAACAUCAGUGAUGUCAGAGGGAGAAGGCAAACAGACCACUGCUCCUGCUCCAGCGUCCACCAUGGAUGUGAAGCCCGAGUCAGCAGCCUCGGCCCCUGCUGGUCAGGGCGUCUCCUCCGUGUCUCCUCCAGUGUCCACAGUAACACAGUCUCCACCGGCGGCCACUACAGCAACUGAGGACGAGGAGGAGGAGAGCGAAGAUGAGUCUGAGAUUCUGGAGGAGAGCCCAUGUGGACGCUGGCAGAAACGCAGAGAGGAGGUUAACCAGCGUAAUGUUCCAGGCAUUGACAACGCCUACUUGGCCAUGGACACAGAGGAGGGUGUGGAGGUGGUGUGGAAUGAAGUCAUGUUUUCUGAAAGGAAAAAUUUCAAACUGCAGGAGGAAAAAGUGAAAGCAGUCUUUGAUAACUUGAUUCAGCUGGAGCAUUUGAAUAUUGUGAAGUUUCACAAGUACUGGGCUGAUGUGAAGGAGAACAGAGCCAGGGUUAUUUUUAUAACAGAGUACAUGUCCUCAGGGAGUCUGAAGCAGUUUUUGAAAAAGACAAAGAAAAAUCACAAGACUAUGAAUGAAAAGGCAUGGAAGCGUUGGUGUACUCAAAUAUUAUCUGCUUUAAGUUAUCUGCACUCAUGUGAACCCCCCAUCAUCCAUGGCAACCUGACUUGUGACACCAUCUUCAUACAGCACAAUGGCCUUAUCAAAAUUGGCUCAGUUGCGCCGGACACCAUUAAUAACCAUGUUAAAACAUGUCGGGAAGAACCGAAGAGUUUGCAUUUCUUUGCACCAGAAUAUGGAGCUGUUGGCAGUGUCACCACAGCCGUUGACAUUUAUUCCUUUGGAAUGUGCGCCUUAGAGAUGGCUGUCCUUGAAAUCCAGAGUAAUGGAGAGUCGUCAUAUGUUUCACAAGAAGCCAUUAACAGUGCCAUUCUGUCCUUGGAGGACCCCCUACAGAGGGAGUUCAUUCAGAAGUGUCUAGAAGGGGACCCUAGUAAGAGACCCACUGCCAGAGAGUUGCUUUUCCACCAGGCUCUCUUUGAGGUGCCUCUCCUAAAGCUACUGGCAGCGCACUGCAUCGUCAGCCACCAACACAUGAUUCCUGAAAAUGCUCUAGAAGAAAUUACUAAGAACAUGGACCCUAAUUUGGUGAUCGUGGAGAGGAAGGAAGUGCAGUUGAAGCUCUCCCAAUUCCCUGCUCUGGAACUUGACAAGUUCCUUGAAGAUGUGAGGAAUGGGAUCUAUCCACUGACAGCAUUUGGCGUGCCCUGCCCACAGCAGCCCCAGCAAGAAGCAGUGAAAUCCCCCAUUGUGCCACCCUCUGUCAAGACGCCUACUCCAGAACCAGCGGAACUUGAGACCAGAAAGGUGCUUCAAAUGCAGUGUAACAUUGAGCCUGUGGAGGAAGGGGCGAAGCAUCAUUUGACCUUACUGCUUAAACUGGAAGAUAAGCUGAAUAGACACUUGAGUUGUGAUUUGGCACCAAAUGAGAAUGUGCAGGAGUUGGCUGUGGAGUUGGUCCAGCUUGGUUUCAUCAGUGAGGGCGAUCAGCCUCGUCUCACCACUGUGCUGGAGGAGGCCUUCUCGAAGUUCUACAGCCGGAACGGCUCUCUGAAUCCCGUUACCGUUUCCUCAUAGCGGAGGGUGGGUUGCUGCUGUUUUCUCCACUGCUCCUCAUGCUCACGCUCGGGACGGGACUAGUGCUUCAACGGACUGGGUGAAAGCUUUGCAGGAAUGGAUCAGAAGACCUUGACUCGCGUUCAAAUAAGAAAACAAAAAAAAGCAAAAAACAAUUCCUGCGCUCUGUUUUUCACGCCGCUGUAGGUGACAACUGUUGCCUGAUGUUUGUGUACAUUUAUUCUCUGUGUAGCUGUCUGCUUCAAAAGAAGAAAAAUGUUAUUUAAGUCAGUAUUACAAGCUGUUUUUUUUGGGGGGGGGGGCAUUUUUACCUGUGGGAUGGGUCUUUCUUUUCUCUUUUUUGAUGCACAUAGUGUGCAUGUCCUUGCAUCAAAUAUGAAUCAGUCUCUUGUCCUACCUACCCAGAGUCUUCUCUUAUUUAAAUGAGAAGUGGCCCACCAUUUAUGGCUUUAACUAGUUCUCAUGAAGUAGAAACUAUGAGCUGGUUGUUGUUAUCUUUCCUUUUAAAGGUGCGCUAAUUUUAAUAUUGGUCCUUUCCCCACAGUUUGGCCAUAAAUCUGCAAGCAUUAAUUGAGUAGCACUAAACCAGCAUGUGACCCCUAUGUUUCUGUUAUGGCUGUUCAGUAACGAUUUACAAAUGGUACGAAUAUGUUUAUUCUGUUACAUACACGUUACAAAAGUGUGCAGAUGAUGAAGGGCGAUUGAUCUCUAGACCUUCAUCCGAAAGAGUCCACCUUGUGAUAUUAAUUAGUAAGAAUCACAGGCUCUCGGGAAUGCAAAGGAAAAUCUUAAUUGGAGCACCUUUUAAGGUAAACAGUAACUGUGGCUCAAUGCAAUGCAACAUUUACUUAAGCCAAUACUGUGAAAGGAUGGGGCCGUCAGUGUUUGGGUGGGGGAAAAAUGCAGAUUAUUUAUCUACAUUAUAUAUGUAAGGACUAUCUUAAAGCGUGUUUCACUCUCAACGUUGUGGCAACUAUUUGUGAAUGUAUGCUCUCGUUUGCUGUAUAGUUUUUCAUCCAAAUGGUGUGUGAGGGAAGGGCACUUGGUUUGACCAUUUUUACUCCCCUUGUAUAUUACAAAUGAGUUUUGAUAGAUUACUAAUCUACACCGUAUAUGAUUUGUUAAUAUGUGCCUUCUGUAGACGAAGAAAAGACACAAUCUCCUUGUUUAGAUGGCAGUUCAACCCUUUUUAUGACUCUUUAUUUGCUGGUUACUGAUGUACGUUUUCGUUUGUUCAUUACUUAAUGGACAUCGGCUCACAUGCAUGUAUAAAUAUCUAAGUUGAUCGAUCUUUAAAGAUGUCAUUCUGCAUUUGAGUGCAGAGCCUGCUUUUUUUGCCUUGUAACGGUCAGAGUGAGUCUGUUUAUCAGGUUCAAAUCAGUGUUUUUGGAAAUGGAAUCUACUGAACUUGGAACUGCAGGUGGUCAUGCAUGUAACGGUUUUCCAGUAGUGGUUAUUGUUGAUAUUUGAGAAGGUAAAAAGGUCAACACCUAGAUCUUCACUUAUCUAUUGGCUCUAGCGUUCUGCUGGGUUGCACACUUCUGAUCCCACCCCCCCACAAACACAUUGUAUAUUAAAAUAUGAUUGUGAUGGGCUUCUGAGCAUCUGAUUUGAAUCCACUUUGACUAUAAGCUGCUUCUCACCAAUUCAAAGUUUCCCAAAUUAAAUGAGGACUGAAAUGACUGACUGAUUUUUAAAGCAGAUUCAUCAUAUGCUCUAUUCCCAUUUUUACUGUGAUGGUGUGUUGUUUUUUUUUCAUUGUGGUCACUGUAAGAAAACUUUGAAACUUCCCCAAUUUAAAGUGUUUACUUGACCAGUCAGACAGAUGAGCCAAUUGCAGUUCAUUUUCUCAAGUGAUGGUAGAGGUAAGAACUUAGUAAAAUAUUGUCCUGUAAAUAGCAAACAUUAAAAUGAGCCCUCAGUAUGUUUGUUUUUUUUUUUGUUUUUUUUUUUUAUUUAACUGAAUUGAUGAGUUGUCAAAAAGCACCACGAUUUCUUACUGUUUCUUUAUAGAAAUUCUUUAUUGUUCUUGCGUAUAAAAGAAUGUGACGGGUGGGUGGGGUAGGAUGUUUUUAGGGCCGCCAAACAUUUGAAAAUGGCCUUGUAUUUAGAGAUUUUAAGCAACUUGCUAAAGAAAUACAGAUCGACAGAUACUCUUAUGGACUUAUAAGUUUACACACUUGCUUUACGAUUGGGAACCACUUCAGGAAACCACACCCUGAAAAAAUAAAUUACUGACCAUGUUAUGACAAGCAAGACUUUGUUCAGAAGCUCACCACAUUCACUCUUUUCUUUUGUGCACCAGCCAAACACCUGAAAUGAGAUGGGUUGACAAUAUUUCUUGUGAACCUAAGCGAUGGAUGUUGAUGUCAAAGUUUGUAGUGCCGCUGUCCAGUUUUGGAAACCUUGACAAUGGUGAACACACUUAAUCUCAGAACAAUCCUCAUUAUCUUUUCUCUCACACAAGACUGUAAGUAGCUUGUAACUGCUUUGACAACACAAUUCCUCUUCUGUAUCUUUUUAAAGUUGCACCAUUUCUUGAUAUAAAGAUGACACUUGGAGCACUUCUG
Molecule: messenger RNA, 4906 nt
Organism: Pygocentrus nattereri (red-bellied piranha)
Lineage: Eukaryota; Metazoa; Chordata; Actinopteri; Characiformes; Serrasalmidae
Gene: nrbp1
Product: nuclear receptor binding protein 1
Exons: 18
Coding region: 717-2336 (539 amino acids)
Biological process (GO): endoplasmic reticulum to Golgi vesicle-mediated transport; intracellular signal transduction; protein phosphorylation
Cellular component (GO): cytoplasm; endomembrane system
Molecular function (GO): protein kinase activity; ATP binding
Source: RefSeq, a predicted model, not a curated record